Spirometra erinaceieuropaei is the source of this 568-nucleotide messenger RNA. The record is from the annotation of a GenBank genome assembly. Lineage: Eukaryota; Metazoa; Platyhelminthes; Cestoda; Diphyllobothriidea; Diphyllobothriidae.
AUGGACACUGCCUUCGCCCUUGCAAAGGAGGCGCUUGCCGCAUGCGAGGUCCCUAUCGGCUGCUCCUUCGUUUACAAUGGGAAGGUUGUUGCAUCUGGACGAAAUCAUGUAUGGUAUCUUUCAGAAAUUCCGAACCUCUAGGUGAACGAGUACAGGAAUGCCAGUCUGCAUGCCGAAAUAUUAGCCAUAAUGGAAUUCGAACAGUGGUGUGCCAAUCAGAAUUUGGACUUUGCAGAAGUUCUCUCUCAGUCCGUUCUCUAUGUUACGGCGGAACCUUGCAUCAUGUGUGCCGCCGCUCUUCGCUUCUCACUGCCUAGCCAGCCGUUGAAGUAGACACUUUGAAACAUUUUUCGCUAAUGUCUUACUUAGGAUAGUGUACAGUGCCAAGAAUGAACGUUUUGGUGGAUGUGGCUCCGUGCUGAAUAUUCACACCGACCCCUCGCCCUGCAUACCCUUGGUUUGCGAAGUAGACAAUCGUGCUGACGAAUCUGUUGAUCUACUGAAGCAGUUUUACAAGCUGGAAAAUGCCAACGCUCCCGAGAACAAACGAAUAAAGAAGCGCCAGUAA